Messenger RNA from Gasterosteus aculeatus aculeatus (three-spined stickleback), 2363 nucleotides. RefSeq names its product adhesion G protein-coupled receptor G3-like. Gene Ontology annotation, cellular component: plasma membrane. The record is from RefSeq and is a predicted model, not a curated record. Gene Ontology annotation, molecular function: G protein-coupled receptor activity. Gene Ontology annotation, biological process: adenylate cyclase-activating G protein-coupled receptor signaling pathway; cell surface receptor signaling pathway. NCBI's taxonomy places the organism in Eukaryota, Metazoa, Chordata, Actinopteri, Perciformes, Gasterosteidae.
AAACAAAAUGCUUUAUGCAAAGUAAGUAAGCCAUGGUGUGCAGUUGGAACGGUACAGUCGUCACUCUUUUGCUGCUCAGUGCUUUAUGCUACUUCAACAACAGACAGGGAAGAGAUCACACGUCCUGACAGAGAGCUAAUGCCAUCAAACAACAUGAGCCGGAUGACUUGGGUUUUGUUCGUGGGCCUUUUGUGGAUUUAUCCAGUUUUAGGUGCCUGUAACAAACUCAAAGACUGUUUGACCCAGAAGACGGCACAUGUUGUUGUGGCUGAUAACUUCAGUGCCUUCAUCUCUGCAGAUAAAUAUUGUAAUCACAGCAGCGUUCCUAAACUCUUCUCUGCGAAUAUGAGUUGCAUACUGUUUGUGCAAAAAAAAAAAUCAAGACCACAAACAUUUGGGGAGGAAUUUCCUGAAAUGGAGGACUGUAACGGUUCUUCUGUAAUACACUUUCCAAAAUUUUACAUCAGGCGGAAAUUGCUGCUGUAUGUCAUGGAAGAGAUGCCGUGCAACACAUCUGGCUUCCCAGAUGUUUCUUAUUUAGGUUUAGAGUCUUGCAGUAAUGACACUGCCAGAGUUCCUUGCCAGAUUACAUGUUUGGAUCCAAAGACCCAGUGCAAAAAAAGUAGUUAUGAUGCAAGCCAAUGCACCCGAAUGAAUCUAACGAACAUCUACAGGAUGAAUAUAACAAGCCGUGACUGUCUGAAUUGUGAUAAUCCAGUAAAGAAGCCUGACAGUGAAGUUACGGUGGUUUCAAAUUUCACACAUACAGAAGGAGGAAAAGUCAACGCUGCCCAAGCUGCUGGAGUCAUGAAAGGAAUGAGCGACCUCGCUAACUCCAUCAACGGCCCUUCGGCGGCCCUGAACGUGGGCGAAGGAGUUACGGGCAUCUUGGCGAAACAAACAGACCCCGUGGUUUUUGAGGAGAUGCUCUUUGGUUAUGCGUCCCCAAGUGACGCCAUGAAUAUUUUGGGAGAUAAAAACGUUCUUGCUCAAUACUCGAGAUCUGUCCGACUGUCAAAAGAGGCGUUUGAAAAGGCCGGAGGUUUGAAUGCCAACGUGCCAUUUGGAGCCAUUUUACGAUUCUCCAAUCUGGAUACGGACGAGAUGAACAGCACAAUUUUAGGUAAUGAGGUUGUAGCGGUUGAAAUGGGAGCCAUUAUCAACAAUCUCACAGACAAAAUAAGCAUUGAUUUCAAGAACAUUAAAUAUGAAGGAAUUCCAUCUUGUCGUUCUUGGAGCGGUGAUGGAAGCCGACCAAACUGGACCGAGGACGGAUGUCUGACCAUACAAAGCGGGAACAACGUUACAUGCCAGUGCUCGCACUUGACUUUUUUUGCUAUCUUAUUGGUUCCUCUCAAUGAAAGCAUAUCUAGUUCAGACCUGAACAAGCUCACCAUCAUCACUCAGGUCGGCUGUGGCGUGUCCAUGUUCUUCCUCGCCAUAGUCCUCUUCAUGCACUUCCUUUUCAGGAAGACCAACGCCAGUGUAUCCACAUUGAUUCUCAUCCACCUGGUGUCGGCCGUGUUCCUGCUGAACUUGACUUUUCUCAUCAACGACGUUGUGGCCUCCCUGAAGAAUCCUGUGGCUUGUACGAUCUUGGCGGCUCUCAUGCACUACUUCAUGUUGGCCACUUUCACCUGGUUCGCUGCGCAGGCCUUCCACCUGUGCAUGCUGCUGUAUGUGCGCAGCACAAUUGGAAACCGUCACUAUUUACUCAAAGUAUCCAUCGUCAGUUGGGUGCAACCGAGCGUGAUCACGAUCAUCAUGCUCAGCUUGGGAAAAUAUGGCAAACAGGUCAUCUCUACCAGUGACCCUAAGGACGAUGUGGCCAUCUGCUGGAUAACGGACAACACCGCGCACUACAUUGUCAACAUAGGUUACUACGCGUUGAUCUUCGUCUUCACCUUCACCACCUUCAUCAUCAUACUGUCCUACCUCAUUUGUCUCAAGAGAACAACAAACCAAAAAGUCGCCACAGAAAUGAGCACGAAUAAAAAGAGCAUCACUGUCAUCCUGGGACUGUGUUGCACGAUGGGGAUCACCUGGGGUUUCGCCUUCUUCGCCUACGGUCCCCUCCGGAUCCCUGCCUACUACAUUUUCACUGUCUUGAAUUCUUUCCAAGGUUUCUUCCUGUUCAUCUACUAUCAUUACACCAGCGACCCAAGAAAGACAAUCAAGGCACAGGGAUCCACCGUCAGCCAGAGCACUCUUCAAACCUGCACGUACAGCAACGAGAACCCCUACAGCAACCCCACAUUGGAAAACCCUGGAGGCCAGACGGGGACUGAAGGGGGGGAAGAUAGUCAGCUCAAAGUAAAAGAGUACAAGCAGGUAGAAUGAACUACAAAGUGUACUAGUUUAAA